Heteronotia binoei (common prickly gecko) is the source of this 1631-nucleotide messenger RNA. It is a transcript of the gene HCK, whose product is annotated as HCK proto-oncogene, Src family tyrosine kinase. Gene Ontology annotation, cellular component: extrinsic component of cytoplasmic side of plasma membrane. The transcript is spliced from 14 exons. Gene Ontology annotation, molecular function: non-membrane spanning protein tyrosine kinase activity; ATP binding; signaling receptor binding. Gene Ontology annotation, biological process: protein phosphorylation; cell differentiation; cell surface receptor protein tyrosine kinase signaling pathway. The coding region runs from base 74 to 1600 and encodes 508 amino acids. The record is from RefSeq and is a predicted model, not a curated record. NCBI's taxonomy places the organism in Eukaryota, Metazoa, Chordata, Lepidosauria, Squamata, Gekkonidae.
UUUUAACUGCAGCUUGGAACCAGCUCUUGACUUGCGGCUUUUAGAGGAGGAACUGGGCUGAUCGACAAGAAGGAUGGGCUGUGUGAAAUCCAAGGAAUUCAGCUUGCCUGGCAAGGUCUGGAGGGCCAACUCCGGCACCAGCCUCCAGCACCCUUAUGUGAAAGAUCCCACCACGAUUUUGAACCGCGUAAAACUCAAGGGCAACAAGCCACCCAGCAUGCCGCAGCCCCUGGAAACUGAUGGCUCAGAGGAUUUCAUCGUCCUGGCCCUUUAUGACUACGAAGCCAUCCACAACGAGGACUUGAGCUUCCGGAAGGGGGAGCACCUCAAAGUCCUCGAGGAGUCAGGAGACUGGUGGAGAGCGAAGGCGCUGUCAACAGGAAGGGAAGGCUACAUCCCCAGCAACUAUGUCGCACGAGUGAACUCACUGGAGACCGAGGAGUGGUUUUUCAGAGGCGUCAGCCGGAAAGAUGCUGAGCGACAGCUGCUGGCUCCCGGGAAUGUGAUUGGCUCUUUCAUGAUCCGAGACAGUGAGACAAACAAAGGGAACUACUCUCUGUCUGUGAGAGAUUUCGACAACCAGAACAAGAUGGAUAUCGUGAAGCAUUACAAGAUCCGGACGAUGGACAGCGGCGGCUUUUAUAUCUCCCCGCGCAACAGCUUCAACACCCUGCACGAACUGGUCAGCCACUAUAAGGGACAGAGCGACGGGCUGUGCCAAAAACUGUCUAACCCGUGCGUAACACCGAAACCUCAGAAACCUUGGGAGAAAGAUGCCUGGGAAAUCCCCCGGGACUCGUUGAAGCUGGAGAAGAAGUUGGGAGCUGGGCAGUUUGGGGAAGUCUGGCUGGCCGUCUACAACAAGCACACCAAAGUAGCCGUGAAGACCAUGAAGCCGGGGAGCAUGUCCGUGGAAGCGUUCCUGGAAGAGGCCAACAUCAUGAAGACCCUGCAGCACGACAAGCUGGUGAAGCUGAACGCCGUCGUCACCAAGGCGGAGCCCAUUUAUAUCAUUACCGAAUUCAUGGAGAAAGGCAGCUUGCUGGACUUCCUGAAGAGCGAUGAAGGGCACAGUCAGCCGCUCCCAAAACUGAUAGACUUCUCUGCCCAGAUAGCAGAAGGCAUGGCUUUUAUUGAGCAGAGAAACUACAUCCAUCGGGAUCUGAGAGCUGCCAAUAUCUUGGUGUCGGGAAUGCUGGUGUGCAAGAUUGCCGAUUUUGGCUUGGCCAGAGUGAUUGAAGAUAACGAAUACACUGCCCGGGAAGGUGCCAAGUUCCCCAUCAAGUGGACGGCGCCUGAAGCCAUCAACUAUGGCUGUUUCUCCAUAAAAUCGGACGUCUGGUCCUUUGGGGUCCUUCUGAUGGAGAUCAUCACAUAUGGACGGACCCCCUAUCCAGGGAUGUCGACACAGGAAGUGAUGCGCGCCAUCGAGCGCGGCUACCGGAUGCCCCGGACCGACGGGUGCCCGGAAGAGCUUUACGAGAUUAUGAUGCGGUGCUGGGAGAACAAGCCGGAGGAUCGCCCGACCUUUGAGUACAACCAGAGCAUCCUGGAAGAUUUCUUCACGGCUACGGAAAGUCAGUACCAGCAACAGCCCUAGGACGGAGGGGAACGCGCGAGCGGAAGGAAAA